AUGGCAUUCGCUGUUACUGCGCUUCCACCCCCACUCGCGGACGUCAGGCUAAACCACCUCGACGUAACAGUGAAUAGCAAGCCCACAUCGGGCGGUGUUGGCCUACGUAAAACUCAGAUGAGCUCUGCUGAAGCGUCUUUGAAUGCUGAGUCCGACUCCCUGGACAGGAUAUAUUAG
Messenger RNA from Echinococcus granulosus, 177 nucleotides. RefSeq lists its product as hypothetical. The transcript has 2 exons. Bases 1 to 177 code for a protein of 58 amino acids. NCBI's taxonomy places the organism in Eukaryota, Metazoa, Platyhelminthes, Cestoda, Cyclophyllidea, Taeniidae. The record is from RefSeq and is a predicted model, not a curated record.